This is a messenger RNA of Pyrenophora tritici-repentis Pt-1C-BFP, 459 nucleotides long. Lineage: Eukaryota; Fungi; Ascomycota; Dothideomycetes; Pleosporales; Pleosporaceae. The record is from RefSeq and is a predicted model, not a curated record.
AUGGCGCUUCCACUAAGCAUCUUCCUUGGCGGCUGUGUCGUCGCCAUCCCCGUAGUAACAGGCGUCGCCCAAGGCGUGGAGCACCAAAAGAAACAAAACGAAGAAGCAGCCAACGAGUCGCGCAUGUGGAAGUUCAACUGCCUUGUCAGUUGCGCCGAUCCAGAUCCCAUUGCCCAAGAAGAGGUGGAUCAUGGUAUCCUAGUCGUGCGACAUGAUAAAGUCUGGGUAGUACCGAGAGAUGAGGACAAUAAACCUCAGUGGCCGGAAGGCUAUGAUGGAGAAGGGAAAGAACCGAUGCAUCCUUUCGCCGGCUUCUAUAUUGCGUAUCCAGAUGAAGAUAGGAGUCCACCCGAAAGAGGGUUGGUGACUACCAUCAGCGAUGAUCCACCAAUGUUGAACUGGGCAGCAUCGCGCACCAUGUCGGCGUCUGGGACUGGACAGAAGAUGAAACGCACCUAA